AGAAGGAUUGAAAACAACCGUGACUGCUGGAGCGAUCGCCCUCUCUCCUGUAUUUCUCCGUACAUGUGCGUGCAUGUGGUGCCACUUCCCACUUCAGUUUCAUUUCUGCUUGCGAUGAAAACAAAUCAGGGGUGAGAGAGAGAGGAAGGUGCAGUGGCGAGAUCAUGACAGGGAGCAGGAGACAGCUGCAGCUCCUGUGAGAGUGUGUGAAUGUGCGUGAGAUUAAGUGAGAAAGAGAGGGAGCAUUUGGGUGAGAGGAGACAAGGAGAGAGGAGGGAGACGGAGUGAGAGUGAGCAGGAAGAAGAGGAGCGUUGCCACACUGCUUGGACUGGACACACCUGCAGUUAAAUCAUGUGGCUCUACUUCCUGUCUCUGUGUGGAGGGGGUGCAGCUAUCCUGUAUGUGCUGUGUGGCUGGCUUAUACCAGCAGCAGUGGAAGACAGCCCCUGGUUUACUCUGCUGUGGCAUGACUUUAUUCUGCAACGGAUUCUCAAUGCCCUAACCUGGUCCACACGACCUCAGCGCCUCCUGAAGGCCAUUCAGAAAAAAGCUACUCGAGGGGACCCCCAGAGUGUCAUCUCUGCGAUUGACUACUUCUGCCGGCACAAAGAGUGGGCCAUGAACGUGGGCGAUGAGAAAGGUGCCAUCCUGGACUCUGUGGUCAGUGAGGUGAAUCCCAGCACCGCUCUGGAACUCGGAACUUACUGUGGAUACUCCACCGUGCGCAUCGCUCGUCUGCUGCCCCCUGAAACACGCCUCAUCACCCUGGAGUUCAACCCUGAUUAUGCAGUUGUGGCCCAUCAGGUCAUCGCAUGGGCAGGCCUUCAGGAUAAGGUGGAGCUCGUGGUGGGGUCCUCAGGAGAUCUGAUCCCGCAGAUGAAGCAAAAAUUUGGCAUCAAACAGUUUGACUUUGUUUUCCUGGAUCACUGGAAGGAUCGAUAUCUUCUUGACAUCAAACUAUUAGAGGAAUGUGGACUGCUUAGGAGAGGCACUGUGCUGCUGGCAGACAAUGUCAUCUGUCCUGGGACCCCAGAGUACCUGGAGUACGUGCGUACCAGCCCCCGUUAUGAGAGCCAUUACUUCAAAGCCCACCUGGAAUACACCAAGGUAGAGGACGGCCUGGAGAAGUCCAUUUUCUUGGGUUAGGAAGCAAGAUACUUGAAAUUGUCCUGUACUGGUGUUUGAAAGACCUUGUUAGAUCUGGUGAUUCACACCAUAUUAGUUUUGCCUAAAGUGAAAGAACAAUAAAAUGAUGAAUAAAAACUGCAUAAUAAUGUGAAA
This is a messenger RNA of Brienomyrus brachyistius, 1282 nucleotides long. It is a transcript of the gene comta, whose product is annotated as catechol-O-methyltransferase a. Gene Ontology annotation, biological process: developmental process; dopamine metabolic process; catecholamine catabolic process. The record is from RefSeq and is a predicted model, not a curated record. The coding region runs from base 353 to 1147 and encodes 264 amino acids. The transcript has 6 exons. Gene Ontology annotation, molecular function: catechol O-methyltransferase activity. Lineage: Eukaryota; Metazoa; Chordata; Actinopteri; Osteoglossiformes; Mormyridae.